AUGGCCUCUACCACAUCCUCCAAAGAUAUCAGACAGUCAAUCAAGGCUACAACCGAGGCCUUUUUAGCAUCAUUCGAAGACAGCGCAACCCAGGGCGAUGCUGCCAUUAUCAAUCGCAACGUCACACCGGACUGUACCCGUAGUAUACUUCCUUUAGCCGUGUCUGAGGUUUUUGGUCUACCAGCAGGCUUCAGCAUCGACAAUGCGACAUUCCAAGAGAUCUUUGCACAGCAUAUCAAAGCCCUCAAGUUCCGCAAUGGCGUCAUGUCAAACUUGGUCAUCGACACUGAGGCCCGCUGCGCUGCGUUUACGGCUUACCAUGAUGUUGUCGUAGCCAAAAGCGAGGAGUCGUAUUUCUAUGAGUGCAGUUUUACCUUGUACUUCAAUGAGAAUGGGUCUAAGAUUAGGAAGGUAGUCGAGUUUCUAGAUAAGGAUGGAACUGUGAGAAUGGCAAAUGAUUCCAAGUAA
This is a messenger RNA of Colletotrichum truncatum, 468 nucleotides long. RefSeq lists its product as uncharacterized. NCBI's taxonomy places the organism in Eukaryota, Fungi, Ascomycota, Sordariomycetes, Glomerellales, Glomerellaceae. The record is from RefSeq and is a predicted model, not a curated record.